AUGACGGCUGGGUCAAUAUCAGCUCCCUCUAUUAUCCCUUUACGCUCUGUUCAAUAUGGUCAAACACAAAAAUUUACUAUUAAUACAAAUACAUUAAUUGAAAUUUCGAGUGAAACAAAAGAGGUCGAUAUUUAUUAUUCGUUGGAUGGUUCAAAACCAGAUCCAUUUACAACAUUAACUACACGACGUUCAACAAUACAAUACAGAAAGCCUUUUCAUAUUUCAAAACAAAUUGCUAGUGCAGGAAAAGUAACCAUUAAAGCGAUAGCAGUUUCAAAAGAUGGUAUUCGAGAGAGUGUUGUUGUUACGAAAACAUUUGAUGUACAAUCUGUUGAUUCAGAACAAUCACCAGCAGACGAACAUGAAAAUAAAUUUGUUUAUGAAAUACAACAAGAAAAAAAGGAAUUAAUAAAAAAAACUCAAGAUGAAAAUCAACAAAUGCAACAAAAACUGUCAGAAUCAAUGCGUCGUUCAGCUAAUGAAUCUAUUGUACAAGAAAAGCCACCUCGUUAUAUCUAUCCUGAUCCGCAAGCGCAAGCAGGUCGUCUUCAAAAGCAAAUCGAUUUUCUUCGAUGUGCUCAUUGUUUUGCAGCCAGAACAGGAGAUUUGAAUGCCAGAUUCUGCAGCGAAUGUGGUCUUCCAUGGCAAAACCUUACUCAAACUCAAUCUCGACUAAAUCAAUCAGAUAGUCAUUCGCUUGGCACAUGUGCGAAUUGUAAAUCAACAGUUCCAUUUAAUUCGGACAUAUGCGUUGUUUGCGAAACACCGCUUUCACCGGAAUAUCAACAUCGAGUUAAUGUUCAAAAUCAGACAAAAAUUCUAUGUCCCCAAUGUAAAGCAACGAAUCCCGUACAUUUACGAACAUGUAUGAUUUGUGAAAGUAAAUUAAUGCCAAGUACAUCUCCUCAAGUUCAAGCAACAGUUUCUGUUCCGCUAGCACCGAAGCCAAUAGGCACCAUGAUGACAUGUUCGAAAUGUUUUCGUUUGAAUAAUGCUGAUGCUCGAUUUUGUGAUUGGUGCGGUGCGCAGCCCGAAAAAUCUUCCGUGCCAUUACAAUGUACAAAAUGUCGUUCUGAAAAUGAUCCAUAUGCGAAGUUUUGUUUAACCUGCGGUUGUGUUAUUGAACCACCACUACGUGUCAUUGAUGCACGUCUUAGAAAUGAUUUAAAUAUUUCAGCUUCAUCAGUCAUCGGUGGUACGUUAACGCGCCCAUCAGCUUGUCCAACGUGGCUGAAUGCGAAUGCAACAUUUAGUCAUUAUCGUCAACCUUAUUUAAUAACAAAAAGUGAAGCUUCAACGCAAACACAUGGAAUUUAUUAUCCGAGUGCGAAAGAAAUCGAUGUUUUAAUUGCACAAAAUAAACAAUUACAAGCAGAUAGGGAAUUCAAAGAACGUCGACCAAUAUUAACAGCCAUUAGUCCAGGAAAAGGAUAUUGGAGACAACAAAUGGAUCAUGUUUGUGCGCAUCUAAAAGCAUACGCAGUUAAUCGACCUGAUUUUCGAUCAUUGAUUGGUGAACCUCGUAUGAGUAAAAUGAUUCAUGCAACCGUACAUGAAAAUGAAUAUCAAGUAACCGUUCAAGCUGUAUUUCGUAAACCAGAAAAUCUUUCUCAAUCAGCCUUUUACAUUGAUGAAACGAAUGGAAAUCAUUCAAUGAAUAGUGAACGAAGUUCAACAUUUUCCAGUACAUUUAAUUCUGAUGAUGAAUAUACACGAGAAAAACCUCAAGCAACAAAAGUUAAAAAGCGUUCAAGAAAACGACCACAAUCAGCUGGUGUUACUGGGAACGAUAGCCAACCAAAUCGUGCCUUGCUUAAAUUACUUGACAAGAAAGCUGGUAGCGACAGUAAAAAAUCAUCAGAUCAAGUCGAUAUACUUCAAGAAGUCAAACAAUUAUUAAAAGAAGGUGCCAAUGCUAAUUUACGUAAUAAAGAAGGCUAUACUGUACUUCAAUUGGCAAUAAGAAAUCAUCAUAAUGAAUGUUUGGAUACAUUGAUUAAAGAUGGCAAAGCUAAAUUAGAUUCAAGAGGACCACGAGGUAAUACAGCUUUGCAUGAAUGCUGUUUACUUGGGUAUGAUGGCAUUGAACCAUUGAAAAUUCUUCUAAAGAAUGGAGGUGACGUCAGUUGGAUGAACGAUAGAAAAGAGACUGUUAUUGAUGUUGCAGUAAAAGCCAAUUGUCCAGAUUUAAUGCAAAUUAUGGCAUCACAUCAUGGCCAACAGUUGAUCGAUCGGCAAAUGAAAAUCUAUAAUGAUCAUUCACGAACGACAAUUACCGAUGGUCAUCAUUCAUCGUAG
Messenger RNA from Rotaria socialis, 2298 nucleotides. Lineage: Eukaryota; Metazoa; Rotifera; Eurotatoria; Philodinida; Philodinidae. The record is from the annotation of a GenBank genome assembly.